UGUUGGGCACCACCUCUCGCCUCGGGCACCAGGCUCGACCAUGUCGUCGUCCACAACAAAGGUGUACAAGGUGGCGGUGGUCGACGCCAUCGUCAAGACAGAUGCUGCCAAGCCAUUUACCGUAUACAAGCUCUCCAUCAAGUGCGGCCCGUCUGCAUGGUCCAUCUACCGCCGCUACCGCAACUUCCACCAGUUCAACCACAAGGUCAAGAAAAAGUACGGUGUCGACUUUGGCCUGCCCAAGAAGCGACUGCUCGGUAACCUCAACCCAGACUUUGUCGAGGGUCGGCGCGUCUCGCUGCAUCGGUACAUGGCGCGGGUGCUGGCGGAUGACGUCGUCCGCAAGUCGAGCGAGUUGGUCGACUUUCUGGCGCCGGACUCAGUCGAUGACAUGGAGGGCACGGUGGCCGAGUCCGAGGUGGCUUCCGAGGUGGACGGCGCGACCAAGGUCUCGCUGGCAGACUUUAAGCUGCUCUCAGUCAUCGGGCGCGGCUCGUUUGGCAAGGUUGUACUCGCCCGCGGCAUUGCCGACAACAAAGUGUACGCCAUCAAGGUGCUCGACAAGAAGACUAUCAUGAAAAAGGGCGAGCUCGACCACGUCAAGUCGGAGCGCAACGUCCUCAUUUCGACGGCCUCGCACCCGUUCCUUGUCUCGCUCCACUUUUCAUUCCAGACCGAGGAGAAGCUGUACUUUGUCAUGGACUAUGUCAACGGCGGUGAGCUCUUCUACCACCUGCAGCGCGACAAGAAGUUCUCCGAGUCGCGCGCCCGGUUCUACGCCGCCGAGAUCGCGCUUGGCAUCGGCCACUUGCACUCGGUUGGCAUCGCGUACCGCGACCUCAAGCCAGAGAACCUGCUCAUCAACUCGGACGGUCACAUCCUCAUCACAGACUUUGGCCUGUGCAAGGAGGACCUCGACCAGCACGACACCACAACAACCUUUUGCGGCACGCCCGAGUACCUCGCGCCCGAGAUCCUACGCAAUGAGCCGCACGGCUUUAGCGUCGACUGGUGGGCGCUCGGCAUUGUUCUCUACGAGAUGCUCUCCGGCCUUCCGCCAUUCUACACCGAGAACAAGACCCUCAUGUAUGAGCGCACACUCUACGAGCAGGUUUACUACCCGCCGUACUUUUCCAAAGACGCCAAGUCGCUCAUUGCAGGCCUCCUCCAUCGCGAGCCCUCGCUCCGUCUCGGCGCAAACGAUGACGUCGAUGAACUCAAGGCACAUCCGUUCUUUGCCUCGAUCGACUGGGACGCACUCCUCGCCAAGACCAUUACCCCGCCGUGGAUUCCAGCCGUCGAGGCCGCGGACGACAUCCAGUAUGUCGACGGCGAGUUCCUUGCCCAGCCUCUCCACGACCGCGCACACCGGAAGAAGCUCUCCGACACCGCUCAGUCGGCCUUUGACGGCUUUACCUUUGCUGGGGAGCAGUCUGCCCUCUCCGCUGCCGCAUCCGCCGACCCCGAUGCCUGAUGGUGCGGUGGGCGCAACACCCUGUAUCCCCCCCCCACACACACACACCACCACCACCACCACCACUACAUAUUCCCGGUCAAAUUCCUUGCACUCGCUUGCC
Messenger RNA from Thecamonas trahens ATCC 50062, 1577 nucleotides. Its product is annotated as AGC/SGK protein kinase. The coding region runs from base 41 to 1474 and encodes 477 amino acids. Gene Ontology annotation, molecular function: phosphatidylinositol binding; ATP binding; protein serine/threonine kinase activity. NCBI's taxonomy places the organism in Eukaryota, Apusomonadida, Apusomonadidae. Gene Ontology annotation, biological process: protein phosphorylation. The transcript is spliced from 3 exons. The record is from RefSeq and is a predicted model, not a curated record.